Sphaerulina musiva SO2202 is the source of this 1428-nucleotide messenger RNA. Its product is annotated as cytochrome P450. Bases 1 to 1428 code for a protein of 475 amino acids. NCBI's taxonomy places the organism in Eukaryota, Fungi, Ascomycota, Dothideomycetes, Mycosphaerellales, Mycosphaerellaceae. The transcript has 2 exons. Gene Ontology annotation, molecular function: iron ion binding; monooxygenase activity; heme binding. The record is from RefSeq and is a predicted model, not a curated record.
AUGGUUCCCGCCGCCGUCUUGCUGUCAUUUGCAAUUCUUGCCAUCAUUGUCGCACGCCAAGUGCGCCGAUACCACGCUCUCAAAGACUUUGGUGGCCAUUGGUCCGCCGGCUGGUCUAGGCUAUGGCUACUCAAGACCCAGAGCAGUGGUCGCAUGAACAAGAUCUUUACUGAUAUUAACAAAGAAUAUGGUUCGACGGCCCGCAUAGGACCCGGUAUGCUCAUCACCUCGGAUCCUGAUCUGAUGCGACGCAUGAACGCCGUCCGCUCGACAUUCACCAGAGGUCCGUGGUACGCCGCCCUGAAGCUCCACCCCGAGCGUGACAACAUCACUUCGUACGUGGACGAGCGCAAGCAUGCCGACAUCCGUGCCCGCAUGGCACCCGGCUACUCGGGCAAAGAGAAUUGCCAUCUGGAGCAAGAAGUGGACGAGAAGCUGUUACAGAUGCACGCACUCGUGCAAGAAAAGUACCUCAACCAACCGGAAGAAGGCAUCUUCAAGACGGUCGACUUGGGUCGCAUCACCUCCUUCUUCACCUUGGAUGUUAUCUCCAAGAUUGCCUUUGGCCAAGACUUUGGUUUUCUCGCCAAUGAUGAAGAUCCCUUUGGCUAUAUCGAAAACCUCGCGCAGUUCCUGCCCGCCAUCAUUGUCUUUGGUGUCUACACGGAGCUGACGAACAUUAUGAAAUUCCCGCUCAUCAAAUCCGCGCUGCCCAAGAACACGGACAAGCGUGGUUUGGGUCGCGUGAUGGGAUUUGCAACGGAUCGUGUGCGGGAGCGAUUCGGAAACAAGCCUGUCGUGCGACAAGACAUGCUGGGCGCCUUCAUCAACAAAGGUCUCACGCAAAGCGAAUUGGAGAGCGAAACGCUCACGCAAAUCACCGCCGGAUCCGACAGUACGGCGAGCUCUCUCCGCUUGACGCUGCACUUCAUUUCGACGAGCCCGCCGAUAUUGGAGCGUUUGCUGGCCGAAGCGAGAGCGGGAAUUGCAGCGGGCAAGAUUAGUCGGCCGGUGAUCAAGGAUGCCGAGGCGAGGACGUUGCCAUAUCUGCAGGCAUGCAUCAAGGAAGGCCUUCGCAUGUAUCCUCCAGUGACGGGUCUGCUGGCCAAACGAGUGCCCGAUGGGGGUGCUCAUAUCGAGGUGGAUGGCGUGGAGAAAUUUGCUCCCGGCGGCACGCAAAUUGGCUGGAAUAGCUGGGGCAUGAUGCGGCAUGAGAGCAUCUUUGGCGAGGAUGUGGAGAUUUAUCGUCCCGAACGAUGGCUGGCGAGAGACGGCAGCGACAAGGAAGGAGCUCGUAUCAGUCGCAUGACCGAUGUCGUGUCUUUGUGUUUUGGGUAUGGCCGAUUUGGAUGUCUGGGCAGGGGAGUGGCGACGAUGGAACUGAACAAGGCCAUCAUCGAGGUAAACAGGCGCGCCCCUGGUAUGUGA